AUUGUUGUGCAGGAAAUUUUCCCACAAGCUAGCCAGAAAAACACCAACCCUUCGCCGUUCUGCAGUCGGUCCGGAAAUCGUUAGGGCGAAGCACAUUUCCAUCCGCCGGCGAUGCUGCUGCUACUCAUCAAGCGGACCCUUCACAGUGCGACCGGCGGCGGCGCCGCCACCAAGCCGAAGGUGUCCGAGGUGCUGACCGCCUACCUGAAGCAGUGCAACGAACCGCCCUGGACGUCGUACUUCAUCAAGCACAGCGACGUGCGGAACGAUCAGUUCGGCUGGUCGCACUUCAACUGGACGCUCGACACCGGGGCCAACUAUCACAUCCUGCGCACCGGCUGCUACCCGUACAUGAAGUACCACUGCACGCGCCGCCCCUGGCAGGACCUGACGCUGGACGAUCGGUUCUUUCGCUGCAUCAAGGUGGCCAACCUGGGGCUGCCGCAGCUGUUCUACGGCCUGGCGGCCGUCUUUCUGAUCCGCCACGUCGAGCUGGUGCAGCUCGGCGACGGGCGGCCCCCGGUACCGAUCUACUUCCUGUACGCGGAAGACAAGGGCUCCCUGUACUGAAUGGUGGGGGGGGGGGGGGCGGCGAUAGGAAGUGAUGCGCUAGUGGCUAAAUAAAUUGACUACCAAAUUUUCAGUUUCAGUUUUGCAUACGUUUUUUUUGUUUGUUUGUUCUUUCGCUUCUCUUUAUUUGUGGUUUGUUGCGUUGUGUGUGGUCUGCGGCAGAACUAAAAUACAUAACUUGGUUUUUUAUAGUGUUUGUUCUUUUUUUUGUUUUUAAUUGGUUUCGUUUUCUACACACACACGCUCGCACCCUCACAAAUGGAUAGAAUUU
Anopheles merus is the source of this 841-nucleotide messenger RNA. RefSeq lists its product as uncharacterized. The record is from RefSeq and is a predicted model, not a curated record. The transcript is spliced from 3 exons. The coding region runs from base 112 to 570 and encodes 152 amino acids. NCBI's taxonomy places the organism in Eukaryota, Metazoa, Arthropoda, Insecta, Diptera, Culicidae.